Messenger RNA from Fraxinus pennsylvanica, 600 nucleotides. The record is from the annotation of a GenBank genome assembly. NCBI's taxonomy places the organism in Eukaryota, Viridiplantae, Streptophyta, Magnoliopsida, Lamiales, Oleaceae.
AUGCAGAUCACGGCGUUGUUGGUGUUAAAAUGCAGCCCGGAGGGUUCGGAUCCGGUGAUAUUGGCCAACGCAUCGGAUGUAACCCGGUUCGGCUUCUUCCAGCGGCCCAGCGUCAAAGAGUUCAUUGUCUUUGUGGCCCGGACCGUCGCUAAGCGGACCCCACCCGGCGAACGCCAGUCGGUGCAGCACGAAGAGUACAAGGUACAUGCGUACAACCAAAAUGGCUUAUGUGUAUUGGGUUUAAUGGAUGACCAUUACCCAGUUCGAAGUGCAUUUUCAUUGCUCAACCAGGUUCUGGAUGAAUACCAAAAGAAUUUCGGCAAUUCCUGGAAAACUGUGCAAGCUGAUAAGACUGAAGCAUGGCCCUAUUUAAAUGAUGCUCUAGCUAAAUUUCAGGAUCCUGCUGAGGCUGAUAAGCUGUUAAAAAUUCAGAGGGAGCUGGAUGAAACCAAAAUUAUUCUUCAUAAAACGAUCGACAGUGUCCUGGCUCGAGGUGAGAAGCUAGAUAGCUUGGUCGAUAAGAGUUCAGAUCUUAGUGCUGCUUCUCAGAUGUUCUACAAACAAGCAAAGAAAACCAAUCAAUGUUGUACCAUUUUGUAA